UCAGCAAAAGGCAAUCAUCAGGCAAAUACAUAGGAAAGAAGCUCAAAAAUUGGCUCAAGAAAAGCAAAAAGCUCGAAACUAUGUGAGAAAUUUCCUUAUUUUUUUUUCGUUAAAUAGUUAAUUUUAAGUACUCAACACGCGAGUAACUCUACUCCAGUCAUGGAAGAGUGCAGAUUCGAGAAGAGUGAGUUACAGGCUUCGUUCAUGACAGCGACUCCAUUAUGGCAUGAUUCAUGGAGUUUAUGCGAAGUUGCAGAUCGCACAAGGAGUAUUCAGAUACAUCACAUCGCUGGAAUCGUGUACGUUGCUCUACCGGCGGUGGAGAUAACUCAACCGGACAAUCUCGUGGUUCUGAAAGUUGCUGGAGAUGUAUCUUUCUCGGCCUUGUCCACAUCAUUACCAUCCAAUGAGCCUCCUCCUAUGGUCAACGGUGCAAUACGUGACCUUUUUGUUUCAUCGUCUCUCCAUAUUCAGUCACAGAUCACACAAGGAUUGGAAAUGGAAGAAAGAAAACAGGUGGUAAUAACCGGACAUUCAACUGGUGGCGCAGUGGCCGCACUCACCGCACUUUGGCUUCUCUCACAACCUUCGAAGCCGUUAUUCCGCCUCCUCUGCAUCACCUUCGGCUGUCCUUUGCUCGGAAACCAAUCUCUCUCUUCCUCCAUCUCCCGUUCACGUUUGGCCCACAACUUCUGCAACGUGGUCUCCAUCCACGACCUCGCUCCCCGAAGAAAUGAUGAUUUAUGGCCCUUUGGAACCUUUCUCUUCUGUUCCGACAUUGGAUGUGUCUGCUUAGACAAUGCUGAUUCAGUUCGUAAGAUGUUUUUUAUACUCAACUCUACAGGAACUCCAAACAUUGAGGAACGUCCGAGGUACGAACAUUACGUGUCUACACUCUCUCACCAGUUUCUCGUAUCUAGAAGCUUUUCUGGUGGUAGUCUCUCAGACAAUAGCUACCAAGCUGGUGUGGCAUUAGCCGUAGAAUCUCUAGGAUUCUCUCGUGAUAACCCAAGUGGUGUAUCAGCGAAAGAAUGCAUAGAAGCAGCUACAGAAAUUACUCGUGCACCGAUUGUGAGAUCGAGUGAGUUAGCUAUUGAGCUUGGUAAUGUCUUGCCAUCGAGACUAGAAAUUCAAUGGUUCAAAGACAACUGCGACGGAUCACCAAAGCAGCUCGGUUACUACGAUAACUUCAAGGUAAUGUCUAAAAGAGAGAUGAAGGUGAACGUGAGUCGGGCAAAGCUAGCUAAGUUUUGGGAUGGUGUGAUAAGAAUGUUGGAGAAGAAUGAGUUACCUUCUGAUUUUCAUCUCGGAAAGAAAUGGGUAUAUGCAUCUCAGUUUUACCAACUCUUAGCCGAACCACUGGACAUUGCAUACUUCUACAAAUACGACUAUUCAAGGACUAAAGGUCACUACAUGGAGAAUGGGAAUAGACCCAAGAGGUACGUAGAGAUUGAUAAGUGGUGGAAAGAAAAAGGAGAGCCUCAUAAAGAGAAGGGUGCGAGAACUCGAUAUGCUAGCACUACGCAGGAUACUUGCUUUUGGGCUAAGCUGGAGGAAGCAAAAGAGUGUUUGGAUGAUAUGAAAAGUGAGAGUAUCGAUGAACAAAGACGAUAUUUGUUAUGGAAAAGAAUUGUUGGGUUUGAGAGCUAUGCUGAAACAUUGGUGAAGAUGAAGGAAGUUUCAGUUGAUGUUUUGGCAAGGAAUUCGAGUUACAGUGUGUGGGUGGAGAGGCUAAGUGAGUUCAAGAUCAAAAAGGGUAAUAUGGUUGCUGAUGACGCAAUGGAGUUUUAGUAGAAUUAAUAGCAAAUCUGAUUAACGAUAUGCUCGAGAACAAUGUUUAUCUACUGUUUUUCAUCAUGUUUAUGUAAGACUUUCUGAUGUAUGCUGCUAUUCCGAAAGUAUCUUUAUCAAAUCACUUUUUAUUAAAUAA
Molecule: messenger RNA, 1930 nt
Organism: Brassica oleracea var. oleracea
Lineage: Eukaryota; Viridiplantae; Streptophyta; Magnoliopsida; Brassicales; Brassicaceae
Product: lipase-like PAD4
Exons: 2
Coding region: 160-1791 (543 amino acids)
Biological process (GO): lipid metabolic process
Source: RefSeq, a predicted model, not a curated record